AAGGGGACGGUGAUAGCGUCCAACAAGGUGUCUAGCAGAGUUCUGUCCGUCUCCUUCUCUGGAAGACAACAGCUACUUGGAUCACGGCAGGAAACCGACAUGUCAAGUUCUGGUGAACAGCACGGUGCCUCUGAUUGGCCGAUCAGGAUUGCUAGGGGAACAGAGGAACAGCAUGUUCUGUGGUCUGUCGUGGUGGGCGGGGCAACAUGGCCAGCAGCACCUAUUGCAUCACUUCCUCUGGCCUGCUGUGUCAGUUCCAACAGCAGGAGGAUGCUUGACGCCUGGGUGGACCUCAAGACCACCUCUGCUCGCUGUCUGUCGGUGAACGAAGUGUUUAUCUUCUGUGGCUGUGCAGAUGGUACCGUCCGCCUCUUCAGCCCCCAGAACCUUCAUUACAUCACCACCCUGCACCGGCCACACUGCCUGGGAGUGGACGUCACACAGGGCCUUCAGCCAGGGCAUCUUUUUGUUGCCGACCCCAAGGCAGAAUACCCAGACACCCUAGCCUUGACCUUUGACCCUGUAACCCGUCACCUGACCUGUGUGUACAACGAUCACAGCGUGUACGUCUGGGACGUCCGUGACAUCAAGAAUGUAGGGAAGGUCUACUCUGCCCUCUACCACAGCGGCUGUGUCUGGAGUCUAGAG
This is a messenger RNA of Oncorhynchus nerka (sockeye salmon), 648 nucleotides long. Its product is annotated as mitogen-activated protein kinase-binding protein 1-like. The record is from RefSeq and is a predicted model, not a curated record. NCBI's taxonomy places the organism in Eukaryota, Metazoa, Chordata, Actinopteri, Salmoniformes, Salmonidae. Gene Ontology annotation, biological process: negative regulation of canonical NF-kappaB signal transduction; positive regulation of JNK cascade. The annotation marks the transcript as partial. The transcript is spliced from 4 exons. Gene Ontology annotation, molecular function: protein binding. Gene Ontology annotation, cellular component: cytoplasm.